AUGGAUAGUGAUAAGAUAAAUGAAGAAAGAAAGGCAGAACUUAUGAAUGAUGCUAUAGUACAGUUAGAGGAACAAUACUUACAUGGUGAAGAUACCAAAUCUUCAAAUACAUGUAGUUCUGAGGUUCUUAAAAAAAGAGAAGAUGAAAUGGAUAAAGGAUUAUUUAUUGUUCUAGAUGAUGCUCAAGUAGUUAUACAAAAUCAAAUACCUUUAAAAUAA
This is a messenger RNA of Strongyloides ratti, 219 nucleotides long. RefSeq lists its product as hypothetical. The transcript has a single exon. The record is from RefSeq and is a predicted model, not a curated record. Bases 1 to 219 code for a protein of 72 amino acids. NCBI's taxonomy places the organism in Eukaryota, Metazoa, Nematoda, Chromadorea, Rhabditida, Strongyloididae.